Molecule: messenger RNA, 767 nt
Organism: Drosophila innubila
Lineage: Eukaryota; Metazoa; Arthropoda; Insecta; Diptera; Drosophilidae
Gene: mRpS7
Product: 28S ribosomal protein S7, mitochondrial
Exons: 2
Coding region: 39-689 (216 amino acids)
Biological process (GO): translation; ribosomal small subunit assembly
Cellular component (GO): ribosome
Molecular function (GO): mRNA binding; structural constituent of ribosome; rRNA binding
Source: RefSeq, a predicted model, not a curated record
CGAAUCACAUCUCCGUUAAAUAUUAUAUAAAUAAAACAAUGGCAUACGCAUGUUGUGCCACCAAAAAUAUUUUGAGGGUAUCACAAUGCACCCGAUUAAUGUCGGUCUACCCUUCACAUUAUGUGAAUCCAAUUGUUGAGAAAAAGUUGCAGAGCACCAAAGGAAAUGAGCUCUCUCAUAUACCAAUCAAAGCGGCUCCAAAUGACUUGAACGACACAAUAUUUUAUGGGCAACUGAAACAGAAAUUUCUUAACUAUAUUACUAAGGAAGGUAAUGCCGUUUUAGCCAAAGAGCUGCUAACCAAAACUUUUGAGGCAAUUAAACGGACACAAAUUGAGCGAUUGAAUCUUGGCACAGCUGAUCAAGAGAAAGUUAUUACUGAUGCGGAAACUCUUCUUAUAAAUGCCAUUGAAAACUCUCGACCUUUGUUAACGCUUUCCGCAAUUAAAAGAGGCGGAGUUAAGUAUCAAGUUCCAAUUCCGCUGACCGAACGAAAAUCCUACUUUCUUGCUAUGAAAUGGAUUUUGGAUGCCGCACGCGAAAAAGAGCGUAAAGUGAAGUUGCCUGACAAGCUGGCUUGGGAAAUCUUAGAUGCUGCCUGUGGACAAGGAAGAGUCAUUAAAAAGAAGGACGAUUUACAUAGGCAAUGUGAAACCAAUCGUGCUUACGCUCAUUACAGAUGGAGCUAAUAUGCAUAUUUGUUGUUUCUCAUGUUACUGCCACCAAGGGCAUUAAAAUAAUAAAAAAAAAAAUUACAUUAAAAAUAA